GGGGGCCAUUUUGUGAAGAGGCGAAGACUGAGCGAUUGCGACCGCGUUGCCGACCUCGAGCAGCAAUCGGCUUCUCCACGUAGAACCCAGGGGUAGGAGAUUCAGAAUCGAAUCUCUUCUCCCUUCCCCCUCCUGUGAGAUUUUUUUGAUCUUCAGCUACAUUUUUCAGCUUUGUGAGGCACCGUAUCGUCAAAGACAAUGGCCAGCAAUGUUACCAACAAGACGGAUCCUCGCUCCAUGAACUCUCGUGUAUUCAUUGGGAAGCUCAAUACCCUUGUGGUCAAGAAAUCUGACGUGGAGGCAAUCUUCUCAAAAUACGGCAAAAUCGUGGGUUGCUCUGUUCACAAGGGCUUUGCCUUCGUUCAGUAUGUUAAUGAGAGAAAUGCCCGGGCUGCUGUGGCAGGAGAGGAUGGCAGAAUGAUUGCUGGCCAGGUUUUAGAUAUUAAUCUGGCUGCAGAGCCAAAAGUGAACCGAGGAAAAGCAGGUGUGAAACGAUCUGCAGCGGAGAUGUACGGGUCAGUACCAGAACACCCUUCUCCGUCCCCUCUACUCAGCUCAUCUUUUGACUUGGACUAUGACUUUCAACGGGAUUAUUACGACAGAAUGUACAGUUACCCAGCACGUGUUCCUCCUCCUCCUCCUAUUGCUCGGGCUGUAGUGCCCUCAAAACGCCAGCGUGUAUCAGGAAACACCUCACGAAGGGGCAAAAGUGGCUUCAAUUCUAAAAGUGGACAGCGGGGAUCUUCUUCUAAGUCCGGAAAGUUGAAAGGAGAUGACCUUCAGACCAUUAAGAAGGAGUUAACCCAGAUAAAACAAAAAGUGGAUUCUUUAGUGGAAAGCCUGGAAAAAAUUGAAAAGGAGCAGAGCAAACAAGGAGAGAUGAAGAAUGCUAAGUCAGAAGAGGAGCAGAGCAGCAGCUCCCUGAAGAAAGAUGAGACUAAUGUGAAGAUGGAGUCUGAGGGGGGUGCAGAUGACUCUGCUGAGGAGGGGGACCUACUGGAUGAUGAUGAUAAUGAAGAUCGGGGGGAUGACCAGCUGGAGUUGAUCAAGGAUGAUGAAAAAGAGGCUGAGGAAGGAGAGGAUGACAGAGACAGCGCCAAUGGCGAGGAUGACUCUUAAGCACAUAGCGGGGUUUAGAAAUCUUGUCCCAUUAUUUCUUUACCUAGGCGCUUGUCUAAGAUCAAAAUUUUCACCAGAUCCUCUCCCCUAGUAUCUUCAGCACAUGCUCACUGUUCUCCCCAUCCUUGUCCUUCCCAUGUUCAUUAAUUCAUAUUGCCCUGCGCCUAGUCCCAUUUUCACUUCCUUUGACCCUCCUAGUAGUUACGUUAAGUCUUACCCUGUAAUUUUUGCUUUUAAUUUUGAUACCUCUUUAUGACUUAACAAUAAAAAGGAUGUAUGGUUUUUAUCAA
This is a messenger RNA of Dama dama (fallow deer), 1409 nucleotides long. Its product is annotated as heterogeneous nuclear ribonucleoprotein C-like. Bases 199 to 1119 code for a protein of 306 amino acids. The transcript has 3 exons. The record is from RefSeq and is a predicted model, not a curated record. Lineage: Eukaryota; Metazoa; Chordata; Mammalia; Artiodactyla; Cervidae. Gene Ontology annotation, cellular component: nucleus. Gene Ontology annotation, molecular function: RNA binding.